Messenger RNA from Vitis riparia (riverbank grape), 2925 nucleotides. RefSeq names its product protein SMG7L-like. Gene Ontology annotation, cellular component: telomerase holoenzyme complex. Gene Ontology annotation, molecular function: protein binding; telomeric repeat DNA binding; telomerase RNA binding. The record is from RefSeq and is a predicted model, not a curated record. Gene Ontology annotation, biological process: nuclear-transcribed mRNA catabolic process, nonsense-mediated decay. Lineage: Eukaryota; Viridiplantae; Streptophyta; Magnoliopsida; Vitales; Vitaceae. The transcript has 5 exons. Bases 1 to 2523 code for a protein of 840 amino acids.
AUGGGGAAUAUGCAAGUUCUUGUUUGUAAAUGUUACUUAUCCAAAUCUAUGUACAGUGACACUUACACAUGUUUCAAUAUGAGGCAUGCAUCCAAGAUGCUUAGCNUUUCAUUUGUAUCAUAUGAAUUGGCUGUAUUGGCAACAUAUGUUGGUGAUGAGUUCCUUGCUCUGUACCACUGUGUAAGAAGUUUAGCUGUUAAAGAACCUUUUCCCGAUGCCUGGAAGAACCUCAUUGUACUCUUUGAAGAGAACAGGUUAUCCAAUCUGCAGUCCCUUUCAGAGGAGGCCCACUUUGAUUUCUUAAAACCAUCCGAGUCCUUUGAGAUGAUCCAAUCACAAUCAAGUGAUGGUUCCUCAAAUUGCAACAUAUCAAGUUCCACUGAAGAAGUCCAUUCUGUGGAAACUGAUUUAUGGUCCCUUAUUAUUAGAAUGAUAAGUUUUUUCUUCAUAAAAUCCAGUUUGGAGGAUUUCCCUUCCACUUUUGCAUCCACUAUGAAAGAGUUGAAAAGGUUGAUGGCACUGGAUAAUACAAAAUUAAAAGCCACAUUGGAGUCAUAUCAGCGUACAGAUGCUGGGAGAACAGGUCCUUUUCGAGCCAUCCAAGUUGUUUCUGUGCUCAUCUUCAUCAUUGAAAACCUAACUAAAAGCCCAGAACAAAACGAUCCAAAAACCAAAAAUGAUAUGCAGCAACCUGCCUUGACACAGUUGGCAUUGGCUGCUACAUUCAUUUGCAUGGGUUGUUUUACUGAUAGAUGUUUGACGGGAAACCCUGUCAAUGAUUGCCCCAUUUUACCGGCUGUGCUUGUAUUUGUGGAGUGGCUGGUGGCCGUCCUUGAUAAAGAGGAAAUAUUUGGAGCUGAUGAAAAAAGCGAAAGUGCCAUUUCGUACUUUUUUGGUGCAUUUGUUGAGCUUCUGAAUCAGCUUGAUGAUAAAAGGGGUAAUGUCGAGUCUCCAGAUUCUACUGCUCUGUGGGAAGACUAUGAGCUGCGUGGCUUUGCACCAGUUGUUCAUGCACAUGAGUCAUUAGAUUUUGGUGCACAUUGGGGAAACUUAAACAGUUAUGAGAGUAGAAAUGAAUGUCGUGGUCAACGAAUCACUCAUGCAGCAAUUAAGAUUGCAAACGGAUCCAGUGAUUCUCGGAAGUGGAUCAUCUAUGAUGAGGUGGAAAGAAAAUUCUACACCGGGGAGUCAAAAAAAUCGCCCAAUAGCAGAGGAUCAGAAUUGGUGGAGCCUUGCUCUGCUGUUGAAGUAGAACUGCCCUGUCAGCCUAUUUGUGAAAUCAACAAAGAAUGCGAGCAACAGAUACUUGGGGAAAAUCAGAGCAGCCCUCAAGUGCAUAGCAAAUCUGUUGCUGUUGAAGAGGAAGAAGUUAUUCUCUUCAAACCUAUAACCAGAUAUAAUUCAGCACCAGUUUGUACUUCUAGUACCGAAAAUGAUCUAAUGUUUCCAGAAGACAUAGGGGACCAAGCAGAACCUUCUGAUGAAUGUCUGCGCCGUGCCUCAUCACUACUUAUAGCACAGAACGAGGCUUAUGGUGAUCCGUUGACUUCCACUUCCACCAUCACUAAUUUCAGAAGCAAGAAGUCAUUCGAGCCAUUGGAGGCUCUUAUCAAAGAAUCAAUGGUAUGCCCAUUUUCAGAAGGCCCUGUCUUUGCCAGGCCUCCCUCGCUUAGUUCUUGGGUCCUCAAUAGAGGAAGUUUGAGCACUGAAAGAGAGAAAGGGACAAGUAAUUUUAACAAGCAUGGAUUAGAGCCUGUUGAGGAAACUGUUGAGGAAACACUUUCUGCAUCAUUUAUUGGUCUCUCCAUGGAUGAAACAAAGAAUUCUGUCACUGCUUCUGAGCAUGUCUCUCCAACCUUGCAUUACUCUUCCCCUCCGUAUAUAGCUCCAAUGCCGUCUGCCCCAUUAUUACCUGACGAUGCUGUCUGGUUUAGUGGUGUCCCAUCUAGUUUUCCUGAAUGCAAGAGCCCAGGGGUCAUUAACGAGACCGGUGACUUCAUGGGUGCAUCACCGCUAAGUGGGUACUCAAAUUGGACUGCUACUCAUGGGCCAGUUGAUUACACUCCUAGUAUUCCAGGCCUCAUUUAUGGACACUCACCAUUACUUGGUGCGAGAAGCUCUCCUGAAUGGUUUCACCACUACAACUACAACCAAAAUUUUGAGCAGGCCAAUAUUCAUAUGCGGCCAGUUCAGUUCUCUGCAGCUGGGAACCUUGGGGACUUCCAUGGUUAUGAUGCUUCCAGGUUUGAUCUUUUUGAUAGAUGGGGAAACCCGUUGGCUUCCAACCCAUUGAUAUACUUGGAGAGCCCACCAUUGCAUCCUGGGUCAACGCUUGUUUACGGUGUAGAUGAACAAAGGAGAGAGAAGCUCUUUCAUGGUUACCAAAGACCAUUUCCAUACGGGUAUGGUGCUGCCACUGACCUAAGAGACGAACAGCAGCAGCUUCUGCAAUAUCUUAAAGAAAAAGAAUUGCGACUGCCUCAGGAUCCACAAGUGAGAGGUCCUACUUACAUGGGGAAUUGAUAUGAGAAAGGUUCGGUUAUCAAAAUCAAAUGUUACGAGCACACAUGUACAUAUGUUUGAUCAUGCCCUCUUGAGAGAAAAAUUCUGCUGUUCAUAAUUAUAUGGAUUUUCUUGUGAAAGCCCAAACGUGCUCUUUCUGAUCUGGUAUGGAUCUUGUUCCCCUCUUAAAUCAGAAUGUAAUGUAUUGCAGAGCAGGCUUAGCCCCUCAUCUAGAAAUGCUGAUGGGUUGCCCCCCUCCUGUUUUCUUUUGGCAUUUCAGCUACCUUGAUUACAGGUAACAGGGUUUUAGAAAACCAGGCAUUGUAGGUUUUCACUGAGCUGUGCCACUGUGAAUUAAAUUUUAGUAAUGGCAUUAGGGGAAAUACGAAUCUACAUUUGAUCACCUCAUUUAUUUGUUAGUUU